AUGAAGAAAGAGCCCAGAACUUUGGUCCCAUGUCAGGUAGUUGGGAUUCAGGAUCUACUGAAGGAGUUUCAAGUCCUGCAGAAAAUUCACCUCUUCCGUCAAUCCUCCAACAGUUUUCUAAAUAUAAGGACCCAGAGACUUGCUUCUAAAAUGAAAAUUGACAUGAGAGCAAAAGUGAAAAUAGGCAAGAAUCCAUAUGAAUGCAAUGAGCAUGGAAAAACCUUUCACCAGCAAUUUUCUCUCAUUGCUCAUCAGAUAAUCCACACCAGGGAGAAACCUUAUGAAUGUAGCGAGUGUGGGAAAUGCUUUUCUCGUAAGCCCCAGCUCCUUGCACAUCAGAGAAUCCACACUGGAGAAAAACCUUAUAAAUGUGGUGUGUGUGGAAAAGCUUUUAUUCAUAAGUCACACCUCAUUAGGCAUGAGAAAAUCCAUACUGGAGAAAAACCUUAUGAGUGUAGUGAGUGUGGAAAAUGCUUUUCUGAUAAGCCACACCUCAUUAGACAUCAGAGAAUCCAUACUGGGGAAAAACCUUAUGAAUGUAGUGUGUGUGGAAAAGUUUUUGUUCAGAAGUCACACCUCAUUAGGCAUCAGAGAAUCCACACAGGGGAAAAACCUUAUGAAUGCAGUGAGUGUGGAAAAGCUUUUAUUCGUAAGUCACACCUCAUUAGUCAUCAGAGGAAGCACACUGGAGAAAAACCUUAUGAAUGUAGUGAGUGUGGAAAAGCUUUUAUUCGUACAUCAAACCUCAUUGCACAUCAGAGAAUCCACACAGGGAAAAAACCUUAUGAGUGUAGUGAGUGUGGGAAAUGCUUUUCCAAUAAGCUAUACCUCAUUAGACAUCAGAGAAUCCAUACUGGGGAAAAAUCUUAUGAAUGUAGUGAGUGUGGAAAAGCUUUUGUUCAUAAGUCACACCUCAUUAGGCAUCAGAGAAUCCACACAGGGGAAAAAGCUUAUGAAUGUAGUGAGUGUGGAAAAGCUUUUUCUCGUAAGACAAACCUCAUUGCACAUCAGAGAAAGCACACAGGUGAAAAAACUUAUGAACGUAGUGAGUGUGGAAAAGGCUUUUCUCAUAAGACAAACCUCAUUGCACAUCAGAGAAAGCACACAGGUGAAAAAGCUUAUGAAUGUAGUGAGUGUGGAAAAGCUUUUAGUCGUAAGUCAAACCUCAUUGCACAUCAGAGAAUCCACACUGGGGACAAACCUUAUGAAUGUAGUGAGUGUGGAAAAGAUUUUAUUCGUAAGUCACACCUCAUUAGUCAUCAGAAGCACACAGGGGAAAAACCUUAUGAAUGUAGUGAUGAGUGUGGAAAAGCUUUUACCAAAACGUCGGGUUUCAUUUAUCAUCAGAGAAUCCACACUUGGAAAAAACUUUAUGAAUGUAGAGAGUGUGGAAAAGGUUUUGUUUAUAAGUCACACCUCAUGAGACAUCAGAGAAAGCACACAAGUGAAAAGACUUAA
Ochotona princeps (American pika) is the source of this 1458-nucleotide messenger RNA. RefSeq names its product zinc finger protein OZF-like. The record is from RefSeq and is a predicted model, not a curated record. Gene Ontology annotation, cellular component: nucleus. Gene Ontology annotation, molecular function: DNA-binding transcription factor activity, RNA polymerase II-specific; RNA polymerase II transcription regulatory region sequence-specific DNA binding. Gene Ontology annotation, biological process: regulation of transcription by RNA polymerase II. NCBI's taxonomy places the organism in Eukaryota, Metazoa, Chordata, Mammalia, Lagomorpha, Ochotonidae.